AUGGAUUUCAUUCUCUCUUUGACGCAUUUCUGCGAGGUACAUGGUCCCACCUCGAUCAUCUGCUCGCAGGUUCUGCCCUUUGCCUGCUCGCAAUGUUACCCCGAAAGCUCCGAUGUCUCUCCCAAUGAUACCCCGGCCACUUCCCACGACACCACCUUUUCCAAUGGCCUCCGGAGCCCUCCUCCACGCAAAGCCUCCGUUUCUUCCAGAACUUCACGAGCACACGAAAAACCGCCCCGCGGAGGCGACCGAUCCCCCAAGAUCGAAGACCACCCGUACUUUCUCAAAGGCCAGCCUAGUUCGGCCGAGACUCCCAAUCUGAAUCGUCUCGGCGGCGCCAAUGGCGAUACCUGUGCCAGCUGUAGUCUGACCCUACCCGAAGAUGUGAGCCGUCAGCUGCCUCCUGGCGCGCCGGGUACGGCUCGGAGUGAUGGCAAAGGGAGAAACGGGAGUCCAGUCCUGCGCUCUAGGGAAGUGGUCUAUUCCUGCGGCACCAAUCACUCCGACGCGGACGAUACCACCCCCGAUCCGCACCUGCAUCCUUCGCUCCCGGAUUCUCUCCAUUCCUCCUCCGUGGCCUCCGAUUCCUCGUGCCAUACGCAUAUUCUCACCUAUCUCUCUCUGCGCGGCCCUCCAAACCCUGCCGACUAUGCUCUCCUGCGACGCUCCUCCAUUCGGACGCUGAGUUGCGAACUCCUUCCCCGCGGUCUGUCAUCGGGGCCGUUGUGCUUCGGGGAUUCUACCGCCGGUUACACCAUCGCCUACAUUUUCCGUCUGCCGGAUCCGAUGGCUCGCGGCAAACGACGCAGCUAUGCCCUCGUCGCACUGGCAGGGAAAGACGCCGGUCGUGCUUUUAAGGCCUGUCCGGUCAUCUGGCGCGCGUUCGGCCGUAUUGCCACCGGAAUUGUCAACUCGGCGGAAAAAUUCCAGGAAGAGGAAAAGCGCAAGGAAGAACAGAAUCAAGGACCUAAUCGGGCCGCCGCGCGACAAUAUACCCCCGUCUCUUCAUUUCUUACUGGACGCGCCAUUGACCCGGAUGGCCAACUUCGUCGACCCGGCCAGGUGCGGGCCCGGAAUUUGUCUGAAAUCGUCGGCAACCAGUACAUCUUUGCGGAAAUCCACGCACACUUUGUGGCUCUUUUGCAGCAACUGGGCUCGAUGUUCGGGGCCACGCCGAUUUCGGAAGAGCAGUUUGUAUGCAGCACCGUCCGCGAUGAGGACGAGAGACCAUCCGCCCUCCUUCCUGCAGAGAAGGACAAGGGUAAAGACCAGGCGUCACAGAAGUGUGACAACGAUGAUCUGGGCAUGUCCACGCUGAAUUUGUCUUCGGGACCGAAACCUAUUCCGAUUGCUCCUCGUCGACCAGUCAUUGCAUGA
This is a messenger RNA of Aspergillus terreus NIH2624, 1377 nucleotides long. RefSeq names its product folliculin domain-containing protein. NCBI's taxonomy places the organism in Eukaryota, Fungi, Ascomycota, Eurotiomycetes, Eurotiales, Aspergillaceae. The transcript has 2 exons. Gene Ontology annotation, molecular function: GTPase activator activity. Bases 1 to 1377 code for a protein of 458 amino acids. Gene Ontology annotation, cellular component: cytosol. The record is from RefSeq and is a predicted model, not a curated record. Gene Ontology annotation, biological process: positive regulation of GTPase activity; positive regulation of TORC1 signaling.